Prunus avium (sweet cherry) is the source of this 1880-nucleotide messenger RNA. Its product is annotated as DNA-binding storekeeper protein-related transcriptional regulator. The record is from RefSeq and is a predicted model, not a curated record. NCBI's taxonomy places the organism in Eukaryota, Viridiplantae, Streptophyta, Magnoliopsida, Rosales, Rosaceae. Gene Ontology annotation, cellular component: nucleus. Gene Ontology annotation, biological process: regulation of DNA-templated transcription.
ACCACCAAGUCAGGUCCACCCUUUCAUUUCAUCAACACUCCAACACGCAACGCAUAAAAAUAAGGCUAACCAAAACCUCGUGAACCAACCCAACUCCAACCCCACUUGCCUCCGUCCUUCCCUCUCUCUCGGCCUAACCCCAACUACUUCUCUCUCUCUCUCUCUUCCUGUUCUUCUUUUUCCACCAAAACACUUUGCUUACCUCACCCCCCCCAAUUUUUACCAAAAUUCCCAUUCUAGCUGAGGAAUGGCCCCCGACCAAGACGACGCCGUUCUGCCCGAAGGGGACCUCUCCUCCUCCUCCCAAGACGACGAGGAAGAAGACGACGUCGUCGACGACGACGAGGAAGAAGAUGACGUCGACGAUGACGACGACGUCCUAAAUGAUGAUGUCAUCAACUCUGCCUCCCCUUCCACCUCUUCCGCCGGUGCCACCGACUCUCUCCCCGUCGCCAUCGCCACUCCCACCGUCACCGUUGCCCUGCCCGCUCGGGAACCCCCUCCCUUAGCUCUGGCCACUACGACCUCCACCGCAACUACCGUAAUCGCCAACGACGCCGUAUUGUCCUCCGAUCCCAAACGACACGCCGUUCUGUCCCCCCAGCCCGAAGAGAAGAAGCCGGCGGCCCUCGACGACUCUCGGAGACUCUUCCAGAGGCUGUGGACCGACGAGGAUGAGAUCGAGCUCUUGCAAGGCUUCCUCGACUACACGACGAUGCGAGGCAACAAAGGCUCGCACCACGGCCAAAACGACACCGCCUUGUUCUACGACCAGAUCAAGUCCAAGCUCCAGCUUGACUUCAACAAGAACCAGCUCGUCGAGAAGCUCCGGAGGCUGAAGAAAAAGUACCGGAACGUCCUCAACAAAAUCGCCAGCGGCAAAGAAGUUAGCUUCAAGAGCCCUCACGAUCAAGCCACGUUCGAGAUCUCCCGCAAGCUCUGGAGCAAUAUCGGCCGUAUCGGCCCCGACGAUAACGCCUUGGACGAUGAAGAUCCGAGCCCUAACCCUAACAAUCCCAAUUUCAACAAUUAUGAGAUUAAGAACGAGGAGGCUGCUGGUUUAGCCGGCGAUAAGAAGUCCACGCCGAGAUCGCGCAAGCGCUCGCGAACGCAGCUUAGAGCCGAAGAAAAACCGCCACCGUCCCGUGGAGGUUUCGUUGAGCCAUCGCCUGUAAUUAAAGAUAAUAACAACAGCAUUAAUAACAGUAACCAUGGUGGUGGUGGUGGUGGUAAUAGUUGCAGCAAUUGUAAUGUUCACGGGUUGAUUGAGGAGACGGUGAAGAGUUGUUUGUCUCCAUUGUUCAAGGAGUUGCUGAGUAGUGCAAUGGGCGGCGGGUCAGCUAGAGGGUUCGGAGGGUUGUCAUUGAAUCCUAUUCCAUUGAGCUUCGGCGGGCCGUCCAUGAAUUUGAAUUUUGGUGGUGGUGAAGGGGCAGAUGAGAAGUGGAGGAAGCAGCAGAUUUUGGAGUUGGAGGUGUACUCCAAGCGAUUGGAGUUGGUUCAAAAUCAGAUAAAAGUUGCAUUGGAGGAGUUACGAUCCAGCCGAGGCUGAUGAAUCCAUGUGGGCUUCAGAUUGAAGGUUGGCAUUGCUAGUAAGUUGUGGGACUUUCCUCGAAUCUUGAAUUUUUUGUUCAUAUAAAUUUGCGUGGUCUCUGAUCAAAUGGUUGAUGGUGCAGCUGGUGUUCGCAUUUUCGAAUUUUCGUCUUUGUUGGUUUCAUAGAACAGUUGUUGAAUAAUUAUUUUCUGAUGAUUGUUUAGUCUUUUGAUAGUUUUGUUCAUAUGCUUUAGACAUGUGUAGAUAAUUGAUGAAAUAAUUUAUAGAUGAGAAAAUUUUCGUUUCCUUACUGUAUCUUGAUGUAGAUGAUAUGUUUUUUGACAAAAAA